AUGCUUCAGCAUUUGGUUGUUGUUAUAAGUUUAACCGAGCUUCUGCCAUAUGUGAUCAGCUCCGGUAAGCCGAUACACUGACAAAUAGUAUUACAUCUAUUAGAGGAUAUUUUGUAUUGUGUAUCUGUUGUUAUAACUGGUUUCAGUUCGCAGUAUCGUCUGCAUCAUGGAGAGCUCACUGAAGCAAAUACAGUCACCCGACGAUCUUACUUGGGGUGAAACUGCCCUUGUCAAACGAAGAUAUGAGAAUUUUCUCAAAUCUCUUACCACGAGAACAAGAGUUGCAUCGAAGUUGAUAUAGUUGGAUAUUAACACGCGCGUAGCGAAAACUAUCAUCAACUCUCAUCCGUGUUUGACCAGGACUGAAGGAAGAUUUGAAGAUAACCUAUUUCCUUAUCUAUAUAUUUUAGCUGUGGUUCACCCAAUUGACUUGACGUUUCUUAUUGACGGUUCAAUUAACGCUGGCGAAGACAACUUUGAUAAAGAGUUAACUUUUGUGAGAAAGCUUUGCAAUAGGUUGGUAUUGCUAGGUUUCAAUAACGGAUGCAAGGUCAUCUUCAGAAGCGUUGAUACCUUUUAACAGCCUAUAAUAUUAAGUCAAAUAACGUUGAAUAUCAUCGGCAUAACUAUUCAACUUGGAUGGUUAUGAUGUUGAAUAUCAUCGGCAUAACCAUUCAACUUGGAUGGUUAUGAUGUUGAAUAUCAUCGGCAUGACCAUUCAACUUGGAUGGUUAUGAUGUUGAAUAUCAUCGGCAUGACCAUUUAACUUAGAUGGUUAUGACGUUGAAUCUCAUCGCCAUCGGCAUAACCAUUCAACGUGGUUGGUUAUGAUGUUGAAUAUCAUCGGCAUAACCAUUCAACUUGGAUGGUUAUGAUGUUGAAUAUCAUCGGCAUAACCAUUCAACUUGGAUGGUUAUGAUGUUGAAUAUCAUCAGCAUAACCAUUCAACUUGGAUGGUUAUGAUGUUGAAUACCAUCGGCAUAACCAUCAACUUGGAUGGUUAUGAUGUUGAAUAUCAUCGGCAUAACCAUUCAACUUGGAUGGUUAUGAUGUUGAAUAUCAUCGGCAUAACCAUUCAACUUGGAUGGUUAUGAUGUUGAAUAUCAUCGGCAUGACCAUUCAACUUGGAUGGUUAUGAUGUUGAAUAUCAUCGGCAUGACCAUUUAACUUAGAUGGUUAUGACGUUGAAUCUCAUCGCCAUCGGCAUAACCAUUCAACGUGGUUGGUUAUGAUGUUGAAUAUCAUCGGCAUAACCAUUCAACUUUGAUGGUUAUGAUGUUGAAUAUUAUCGACAUGACCAUUCAACUUGGAUGGUUAUGACGUUGAAUGUCAUCGGCAUAACCAUUCAACUUGGAUGGUUAUGAUGUUGAAUAUCAUCGGCAUAACCAUUCAACUUGGAUGGUUAUGACGUUGAAUAUCAUCGGCAUAACCAUUCAACUUGGAUGGUUAUGACGUUGAAUAUCAUCGGCAUAACCAUUCCUAUAAUCUAUAAUUCAAAAAUUCAAUCAUAACCAUGGUUCACUUUAAUCGGAGGGGGUAAGUUCGGGGCCCUCAAAAGCGCGGGGCCCGUGACAGGCAUGACAUAUGUCACUUCUGCCAUAUGGUUCAUCCAGCACUUUCUAACCUGGAUGAACAGUUUUUGCACAUUUUGACUUAUAAUACACGACUUUUACUUGAUCCGCAUGUGAUUUAGUACACGAUGCAUAAACAAACUAUCAAUAUAAUAUAAUAUCACCUCACAUAUUUAGAGAAAUUCCACCAAACUUGAUACAUUCUUUCUCUCAGGUUUUCAAUCACAAAGAAUGGCGUCCAUGUUGGUUUAGGAGUCACCUCAGAUGAUGGUCUGGUUGCAUUCAAUCUAAAAGAGAAUCAAGAUAACUCUAGUGUUAAUAAAGCUAUUGAUAAACUAACAUACCCUGGGGGAGGUUCAAACUUAGGCAAAGCCCUCACUAAGACUAGAGGAUGGAUUUUUAAAACAAGCUCACGAGAGAACGUUCCUAAGAUUUUGGUUGUGCUGUUUAAAGGUAAUAGAGAGGUUCAGAUUGGACUUCCACUGCUACUGGCUUUAGUACGCACCUGAUUGGGUAAUCGGGUAUAUCAAACCCAUUUGAUUGAUCAAUGGUCCACCAAUAGACCUUUCCCCUUUUAAGUGAAAUUUUGAUCUAGACAAGUCUGGACAAAAAUUUCAUCACAGCUUGAAAGAACAUCACAAAAUUAGUAAUAUUCCGAAGUUUCAUUGCAAAAUGUUGUAAAAUGCGGAUAAUAUAGCCUUGCGAAGUUUGCCGUUUUUCAGUCAUUUUGUAUUAGAAAUGGAAAUUGAUAAUCAGUUUGAUCAUCUGAUUAUCAAUUUCCCGAUUGUAAAGCAAAAUGACUGAAAAACGGCAAACUUCGCAAGGCUAUAUUAUCCGCAUUUUACAACAUUCAACGAAACUUCGGAAUAUUACUAAUUUUGUGAUGCUCUUUCAAGCUGUGAUGAAAUUUUUGUCCAGGCAUAUCUAGAUCAAAAUUUCACUCAUAAGGGAAAAGGUCUAUUGUAAUGGAGUCAAAUCUGAACCUCUAAAGGCCCGUUUACACUUGCAAUUUUUUCAGCAAUUUUCUCCCUCUGAUGGAUGUGAACGAGUGAAUGAGUUAUGAAUAUUCAGAUAAGGGUGUAUCAGUGAACUGUAAUAACACUGGAACGCUAACUGCAGAUAAACAUGCCCAUACUUGCCUGAAGCCAAGAUGGCGCUUCUCGCGAGCACGGCCAGCAAUAAAUUAACUUUCAAAAGGACUGGGGAGAGUUUCGAGGAGCGGGAAAUUCAGUCAAAAGUUUGUUUUUGAGCGAAAAUAAGCAAGAAAAAGUACUUUUUUAUUAAAAGGCUUCAACUUUAAAGAUUCAAACCUGGUUUCCUGGAUAGUUCUAAGUAUUUUACAUCCACUAACAGCAAAAACUUCCUGGGUAACAGCUUGAUAUUCAAAAUAUUACACAAGUUUGAACGUGCCGAAAAAAACUUCGCACUUUGACUCCUGAAAAAAGAACUUUAUAACUGCUCUACGUUCUGGAAACAUGUUUUGUAUUAAAUUUCAGGUAUUGUUGAAAGUUUUUAGCUUUUUUCCUUGUUGAAAUACAGCUAUUUAGUGGUCGAAAACAGACAUCUUUUUGGUGACGUAUUUUCCACUCCAUACGUACAUGGCGGCCUUCAAUUUGGCUUCAAAGAUGGCCGCCAAGUUAUCGUUCCAGUUCCCUUAGAGUUCACUGGGGUGCAUAUACUCAGAACAUUCACAACUCAUCUACUCGUUCACAUCCCUCAGAAGACGAAAAUCGCACCUAAAAUCGCAGGGAAAAUUGCGUGUAAACAACAAUAACUGUCGUGGUUUGUGUCAGGAGGAGAAUAGAUAUUGACUAACAAACUUCCUGAAGAACAGCUGUAGUGCUCUCGAAACGUUGAAAUGGCAACUUACUGCACAGUGCUUCAGUUAAAAUGACCAACUACUAUUAAGGCAGAAACUAGUUUCAUAUUAUUAUGCAGAGUACAAAAAAACUGUAUUGCGUUCAACGGGAUUCGAACUCGGGUUUCUAGAUUGACACUCGACUGACAACGGAUUUUUGGUAAUCGUUCCAUGUUUCGCACACCAAUAUAGUAAACGUUAUGUAAUGGAUAUUAUAGUGUACUGAAAAGUUAACUGGAUACCUCCAUACCCGUAUAUACACACCCUAACCCUAUCCCUAACCUUAAACCUAACCCUAACCCCUAACCCUAACUUAUAUUGGUGCGCGAAACAUGGAACGAUAACCGGAUUUUUCGUCAUACCAUGCAGUAUCGGAAUAAAUAUGAAAAUAGUUUUCCGUAUCAUUAAAGGAUGGUUCUGAAACAUAAUUUCUGCUUUCUCUACACAUCAAGGUACAACAGCAGAUGAUAUAAAGGUCCCUUCAGCUGAACUUCAAGAAGACGGAGUAAAGAUAUUAUCAAUAGGAGUUGAAGCGGACCGUAUUCAAGCCAGCACUCUAUCAUCUAUAGUUAUGUUUGAGAACUUAGUGGAGUUUCUUUAUGAUAGUGAUGAAAAACUGAAUAAGAUUGUAAAUAUGAUUAAUGAAGGUCGGUUUCUGCUGGAAUUUUAGGUAUAAAGGAAAGGGUCUAGGUGAAUUAUGUAUUGUACAGCGGUUAGUGUUCGUCUCUGUGACUUGAGCUUGGUUCCUGCAAUAAUAUGGAAUUGUCUGAUUAUAAUUUCACCUCAAAAGAGUGCUUUAAUUAAGUUUGAAACCAUUGCAUUUUUUCUGUGUGCUGCAGUUUCAUCCUAUUGCAACACGGGACCAACCAUCCUCAUUCCCAGGGUUUCUUGGCUGCCAACGUUGCAAGCAGCCGAGGAGCCCUGGAAACGAGGAAGGGGACCAACAAAAGACGAGCUUUAGGAGACCUCUACGGAGUUUAGAACAACAACAUUUCAACAACACUGGACCAAUACACGACGAGCCUUAAGUCCUGGCCAAACUAGGAAACAUUGUUUCCUAUCAAUGUUUCGCCAUGUUUCCCAGACUGGGCAAACACUAGGAAACAUUAGUGAGAAACAUAGGGAAACAUCAAAUGUUUCUGAAUUCGCUAGGAAACAUUUUUGCUUCUCGGGAAGCAAAUUUUGUUUCCGCAACAAUGUUUCCACGGGUGGGCAAACAUGGAAACAUUUGAGAAAACAUUGAGAAUCACAAAUGUUUCCACAACAAUGUUUCCUAGUUUGCCCAGCGUUUUAGAACUCUUAAAUCCAGUAUGAAUGAAGUUAGUAAACUAAUCAUGUUGUUUUUCUGUAUACAGCCGCAGGGGUUCACAGCGGAGUCGUCACUCAAGACUUGGACGAGAUUAAUGGUGGAAGAAUAAAAGUAGGCACACUCCAUGGCGAUGCUCGGCAUGAAUCGGUAGCCAUCGGAGGACUUUCGAACAAUGAAGAUACAACCACUCCCCUAGGUUAGAUAUUAAAAUUAGUUCAUUUCUAUUGGAAGUCUGGUUGAAGAUCAAGGCUUAUGGAUUGAACGUUUUUCCAAAUAAAUAUAUUAUUUUCCACCAAACAAUUAAAGUACAACUUAUUUAUUCUAGAACCAGUAGACAUUGUUUUUCUUAUCGACGGUUCAGAGGGUGUUGGGAAAGACGAUUUUGAAAAUGAACUAAAAUUCCUGAUAAAUUUUGUCAAGAAAUUUCCAAUCUCUGAAGCGAUGACUCGGAUAGCACUCGCGACCAUCUCGGAUGACGGUCGUGUUGAUUUCGAUUUCUCCCGUGAACAAGAUGCGCGCACGUUGCAAAAGGGCCUAAGACUAGCGGCGUAUCCAGCAGGCAAGAUGAAUGCGGGAAAAGCUCUGAAGAGAGUACAUGAGGAAGUAUUUAAAACCUUCACCAGAUCUGGAGUUGCACAAGUAUGUAGUGAUUCGCGUGAAGUACCUCAACUUUGCCUUAUAAAAUCGCCUGUGACACCCACAGCAAAAUAAGAUCGUGUUCAUAUCAUAGAUAUCUCGUAUACACUAGAUAGUGCAUCUAAUUAGUCUGCAAUUCUAAAAUUGAAGCCGUCAUUGCAGACUCAGGAUAUUCCCAUGAAAUGAGAAGACUCGUAUGUUUUCUAUUUCUUAAACAAAGAACUUAAGCAUUAAGUUUAACCUAUUCCAAAUACAUUUUCAAACUAUUCAAACGAUGAAAUUAAAGUUAUUGUUGUUUUUUAAGUGUUUAUUAGCGAGUGGGAAACUUCAACAUGGCCGCCAUCUAUUCAAAUGGGGGUAACCGCUGGAAUAUUCUUGGAUUUAAUUUUACUAAAAGAGAUGCGCUAUCUAGUGUAUAUAAGAUAUAUAUGGUUCAUAUGUACGCGCACAGCAAACCGGGAAAUUCACGUGACUUUUGUUAACGCAUAUUGUGUUCAUAUGAGAAACAAGGCAUGGUGAGAUCUCGCCUUGCGCUAGGGGUAAAACUUAAACUAGAGGUAAAUCUAAGGGUAAAUCUCAGCCAAGUGGGGUAAAACUUUCCAUAAGAAAGCUUUAUUCUACCUAACAUGGAUGAACAGUUUUUGCAGAUUUUGACUUAAAAUAUAGACUUCAACGACAAACUGAAUUUGAAUUUAAUAACUUGAAGACUUUUUUGUAACCUAAAAGGUUUUAAAAUUACAAAGGUUUUAACACUAUUAUAUAAAUACUAAAAGAUGAUUACAACGAUAAGAAUGUACUAAAAAUUCAAACAAGCAAGGAGAACUGAAACAAGCAAGACCGCAACAGACACUCACUUUAAGUCAUAAUAGAAGGUGCAGCUCGUCUAAUUACAAAAAAUAAUAUUUGAAGACGCCAUUUUUACGUAAUGUGGUGAGAUAAAACAGUCAUAUGAACACAGAAAUAAUCCCACUCAGCUAAGAUUCCCCUCAAAUUGUGGGCUGUAGCAUGUUCAUACAUGCUAGGGCGUGUCUGUCUAUUGUAUCUGUCUAGGUUCUUGUGAUGAUGGUAAAAGACAGAUCCCUGGAUGACGUCAAAUAUACUGCAGCAGACAUGCGCGAAGAGGGAAUCAAGAUCAUUACUAUUGGUUUGAACAAAAUUCACAGAGAUGCUGACGCUGCGUCUUCAAUAACGAUAUUCCGAGACGGAGUUCACGCACUACUCUCGGAUCCAAACGUUGAGAAAUAUUUGUAUGGGAAAAUUAAAGAACAGACAAACAACAGAACAUGA
Paramuricea clavata is the source of this 6661-nucleotide messenger RNA. NCBI's taxonomy places the organism in Eukaryota, Metazoa, Cnidaria, Anthozoa, Malacalcyonacea, Plexauridae. The record is from the annotation of a GenBank genome assembly.